AUGUCACGUCGUCGUGGAUUAUUGUACUGUGAAGAUUAUCCAGAUGAGGAAGAAAAUCUUAUGCCGAUCGUUCAUGACGAUCCACAUCAAUCAUUAUCACCAAAUCCACAAUUAGCAGCACCGUCUUAUGUUCCAGUUACAUUACGUGGACCAAGUUAUCGAUAUCGUAUUUUGCCAGCAUGUCCAUCAUCAUUUCAUGAUGAUCAACCACCAUUGCUACUACCAAAUGUACCAGUGAACAAACUCAGCCAAGAACAAUUGUUGUAUCGUCAAAGUGGUCGUUUUCCACUCACAUACACAACGGAUCCAAAGUAUUUUGAUAUUCCAUCUUACUUUUACAGUGAGUACCAAGCCUACAUGAGUAUGUUGAUCUACAAGUACAACGUGGACGAACCAAUCUUGAGUUAUAAUUUGGCUCGUUUUAAACAAUGCUAUGAUAUGUUUAUUGAUGAUUAUUGCUACCAUCAUAGUUGUUUACCAGAACAGUUCGAGAUUACUACAAAGCAAAAGAAUUAUGCAUUGGAAUUUUAUUUGCAAAUGGAUGUUGAUCUUUUCUUCAUGAAAACAUGUUCAUAUCGAUCAGCCAAACCACGAUCUAAUGAUGAAGGUCUCUACUGCAUCGAUGAACCAGAAGCUCGUUAUAGUCUACUACCCUGCAACGAUUGUUCACUUUGUCAACCACCAAUUCACUUACCUGAGCAACAAUCUACAAUUCGAUUUGGUCCAAAUCAAAAGUUUCGUUUUAUGAACGAUUAUGAGACCAUUCUUAAUUGUCCAGCUGAUUGUCAAACGCGAAAUAUAAUAUAUGUUAUGACUUGUCCAUGCAAUAAGGCUCAAUACAUUGGUGAAACGAGUCAACGAUUAGGCGAUCGACUUUGGUUUCAUCGUCAACAUUUCAAGCGAAUCAUUCAUGAAUUUUUGAUUGGCGAAGAAAAUGCCAAACAUAGUCGAUCCGGAGAAAAAACUUCAGAAGAAGAGAACAAAGAUCGAAUGCUCUUAUAUAAUCAUGGUGCUCGUUGUCCAUAUACAAUUCAGGUAUUUCUCAGAUAUUAUCCAGGCUAUUGGUGUUUUAUACCAGUCACAAUCAAUGAAGCAAUGCAACACGAUGCAAAUUACAUUCCAUCAGCUUCGAUUAUCGUACAUGAUAAUGUGAAUCCAACUUCAAUUGGUUCACGAAAUCGUCGCCAUGUACGAAAAACAUCAACUACACGCUCUGAUGAAGACGUCCGAUCAUGUAUACGACAAUUACCACCAUUACCAACUGGCUAUACAUUUUCCGUUCGUCAGCGUGUUGCACAAUUUCAAUAUUUCAAAAAUAAAUUGGAUCUAGAUCGGGCGCUAGAUGAUUCCGUUAAUUUGUUCACUGCUACUGUUAUUGCUGUCUUACCAAUCGAUGCUGUUGAUAUUGUUCGACGAUUUGUCGAAGCAUUGUUUAUUACAAAUGCUGAAACGAAUUUGAAUAUUGCUGGCCGAUUAUUCAAUAAUCGAGAAACAAGCUAUGAUUUAAAUCCUCGCAAUAGGAAUGGCUCCAUGUCUGUUGAAGAACAAAUACAGAAUCGUGGUGAUUGGUGUCACAAUGUCGUCGUCGAAUAUUAA
Adineta ricciae is the source of this 1596-nucleotide messenger RNA. The record is from the annotation of a GenBank genome assembly. NCBI's taxonomy places the organism in Eukaryota, Metazoa, Rotifera, Eurotatoria, Adinetida, Adinetidae.